AUGACAGCCCGCGAAGAUACCGUCCUCCCUCCUAUCGAUCCCUCCAUCGCCGACGAGAAUGAGUGGCCCGAGUUUGACCUCAUCGAGGCGAAGGUCCUACGCCCAGGGAAGAUGCUGUACGCGAACCUGCUCGAAGCAUCCGAACAGAGCCCCGUGCAGGUGAUUGGCAGCUUGGAGUUGAAGAAAGCGCAGGAACAACUAUUACUUAAGCCAGAAGCGCCGAACAACCGCGUCAUCAUCGAUAAUGUCACUCACUAUGCGUAUGGCCAGAUGGAAGACCGCAGUGUGGAGUUGUGGGCUGCUGGCAAGGCCGGUUGGUACAAGAUUGCACCGGCCAAGGGCUAUCUACCACACUUCAAUCGCAUGGUCCAAGCCGUCGAUAUGUUUUAUUUCUUGAUGGACAGACACCAGCAUGGUAGGAAGCAACUCAAUCCUUCGUUCAAGAACCUCUGCGAGCAGUAUGUCUUCCACACACAUGGCACUUGCGAAACACCCAAGCAAUCGGCAGAAGUAUUUAUGGAGCAUUCGUCUUUCUUGCUCCGCUGCAUGAUUGAAGAAGAUGAUGAUGGAGACGUGGAGUGGAGCAAGACGAACGUAUUUGCGCACCUCCGUCGCCAGUUCAAGGAUAAAUAUAAAACUCUCGUGGACCUACAUUCACCCCGAAAGACAGACCCGCACGGACCCCGAGUAGAGUCGCAAGCAUCAACCCCACGCCACGACCCGACUGCUCUUGCCAAAUCACAAUCAAAUGCUGUUUACCAACAGAUAAUCGAACUCAAAGAAAAAGGGUACUUGGCCAAACGUCGACUUAACAUUGGCCUUUUGACAGAACGCCUCGCGGAAAAGUACUCGCUCAGCAAUGAGAAUGUCCACAAGAUCAUUGCUGCGAGAGCAGGUUCCGUCCUGGAAAUGCUAGAGGAAGAAGAAACUCCUAGCUUCAAAUGGUCACGAUAUGUCAUCCAUCGAGAGCUCACCGAUGCCGCCUCACAAGCCGAUCCUCUUCCUCCCACCCUGCUUACGCCUUUACAAUCGGUCGAUGACUCUAGCGAUGACGAGCGGCUGGAAAGAACGCACAAGUCUGUUCUCCGCCCCAAGAUGACAUCUGUUGUUUCCCGUAAAGUUAUGGGAAAACGAAACCGCAAUACAAAUGCAGACCAGCAAAAUGGGCACUCUGACACGAACGAUGCCGAUGAUGAUGACAAUGAUGACGACGAGGAUGAAGUCAUGCGAGAUGUCGAUACCCCCAGCAAAGUCCGUGGUCAUGAGUUGAUCCGAACUCCAUUGGCCUCUGCCAAACCACGACCCUUGGCAACUUCGUUCCUCGGUAACCCGCAAUCGGCAGCCGCAUCUCUUCUGAAAAGUGUCCUCUCGGCAGAGACACCACCAACACCGCCAGUUAUCUCUAAUACGACAAGCGGGAAGCUAGACUUUGGUCAAGGGACAACUUCAAGAUCAUCUGUCGCACCAAUUGGCUUUGAUGAGCCUGAAAUUUGGACAUGUCGAAUGCCUGGCUGCCCCAAAUCCAUCUCUACCAAAGGAAACGCGCGCAAGAAGGAAAUUGAGGAGCACGCCGGGGAACAUGACUGGGAGACUCAGAUGCGUGUUGAGCUGGUUGAAUCCGAGCGACGCAUGCACUCCGCUUUCCCCGUCAGCAAUCUGAUGCAGUACCUGGUCAACCAGCAUUACCAGCAGAUGCGAGCCGCAUUCCCAGAAAUCUACCCUCCUGAAAAUACGAACAGCAACACCAACACAAACGCUGAAACUACGGACGGAACGACUGAGCUCCCUGGUAUCUCUGGCGACGAGGAUCAGCUUCCAGAGCUAGACCUGAGAGUGAACGGACACGCAACCUGA
Molecule: messenger RNA, 1854 nt
Organism: Penicillium argentinense
Lineage: Eukaryota; Fungi; Ascomycota; Eurotiomycetes; Eurotiales; Aspergillaceae
Exons: 4
Coding region: 1-1854 (617 amino acids)
Source: RefSeq, a predicted model, not a curated record